CUAGGCGAGCUCAGACAUCACUCCAGCUCAGACAGUCCGCAAUCUCCUCCUCUGAAGGAAUAUGAAAUACCUCGAGCCCAAACCAGGGCUGUGAGGGCAAAUUUGCACGAAGACUGCAGGGCUGCCUCCUCGCCCGAAGGCAACCGAGUCCAUGACCUGGGGGAUUCCUCAGCACAUACUUCUCUGGGCAACAAAAGAAGGACCACUUGCCCACAAAGUACUUUCCAACCACUAGCAACAGCACCUCAGUGCAGUUCCGAAAACUGAGCAGCCGGACCUGCGUCAAGACUCUGCAGCCCCUAAGAUGGCCGCGGUCGCUUCUGGCCCCUCCCCCGCUGCGGCCCCGCCUGCCGCUCUGGUUCGCCUUCGCCCCGGAAGUGGAAGUAGGGAUUGAGGUCAGAGGGCGGAGCCGCUGCUUGGAGACGGCGGGAGCUCUUCCACCAUGGCUGCCGGGCCGAUCUCGGAGCGGAACCAGGAUGCCACCGUAUACGUGGGGGGCUUGGAUGAGAAGGUUAGCGAACCAUUGCUGUGGGAACUGUUUCUCCAGGCAGGACCAGUAGUCAACACCCACAUGCCAAAGGAUAGAGUCACUGGCCAGCACCAAGGCUAUGGCUUUGUGGAAUUCUUGAGUGAGGAAGAUGCUGACUAUGCCAUUAAGAUCAUGAACAUGAUCAAACUCUAUGGGAAACCUAUACGAGUGAACAAGGCAUCAGCUCACAACAAAAACCUGGAUGUGGGGGCCAACAUUUUCAUUGGGAACCUGGACCCAGAGAUUGAUGAGAAGCUGCUUUAUGAUACUUUCAGCGCCUUUGGGGUCAUCUUACAAACCCCCAAGAUUAUGCGGGACCCUGACACAGGCAACUCCAAGGGUUAUGCCUUUAUUAAUUUUGCUUCGUUUGAUGCUUCGGAUGCAGCAAUUGAGGCCAUGAAUGGGCAGUACCUCUGUAACCGCCCUAUCACUGUGUCUUACGCUUUUAAGAAGGACUCCAAGGGUGAGCGCCAUGGAUCAGCAGCUGAACGUCUUCUGGCAGCUCAGAACCCACUCUCCCAGGCUGACCGCCCUCAUCAGCUGUUUGCAGAUGCACCUCCUCCACCUUCUGCUCCCAAUCCUGUGGUAUCAUCGUUGGGGUCUGGGCUUCCACCACCAGGCAUGCCUCCUCCUGGCUCCUUCCCACCCCCAGUGCCACCUCCUGGAGCCCUCCCACCUGGGAUACCCCCAGCUAUGCCUCCACCACCUAUGCCUCCUGGAGCUGGAGGACAUGGCCCCCCAUCAGCAGGAACCCCAGGGGCAGGACAUCCUGGUCAUGGACACUCACAUCCUCACCCAUUUCCACCAGGUGGGAUGCCCCAUCCAGGGAUGUCUCAGAUGCAGCUGGCACACCAUGGCCCUCAUGGCUUAGGACACCCCCACGCAGGACCCCCAGGCUCUGGGGGACAGCCACCACCUAGACCACCACCUGGAAUGCCUCAUCCUGGACCUCCUCCAAUGGGCAUGCCCCCCCGAGGGCCUCCGUUUGGAUCUCCUAUGGGUCAUCCAGGUCCUAUGCCUCCACAUGGUAUGCGUGGACCUCCUCCACUGAUGCCCCCUCAUGGAUACACUGGGCCUCCACGACCUCCACCCUAUGGCUACCAGCGGGGACCCCUCCCUCCACCCAGACCAACUCCCCGGCCCCCAGUUCCCCCGCGUGGCCCUCUUCGGGGCCCUCUCCCUCAGUAAAUUUGCAUUCUCCUUCUUGUUAUAUCCUCCCAAUAUCUUUUCCAGUCCUUGGACCAGUCAGAGUGGGUUAAGGCACUAAUCCCUUAUGGCCCCACCCCCAUUUAAUGUAAUUUUUUCCCACAGGAGGUAUUUCUUUUUUUUAAAUGUUGGUCCUAAGUGUUUUGCAAAUACCCAGAGAAAAUAAAAUUAAACUCCUUGUUUAUU
Molecule: messenger RNA, 1921 nt
Organism: Microcebus murinus (gray mouse lemur)
Lineage: Eukaryota; Metazoa; Chordata; Mammalia; Primates; Cheirogaleidae
Gene: SF3B4
Product: splicing factor 3b subunit 4
Biological process (GO): positive regulation of mRNA splicing, via spliceosome
Cellular component (GO): U2 snRNP; precatalytic spliceosome; nucleolus
Molecular function (GO): RNA binding
Source: RefSeq, a predicted model, not a curated record